UGGGACGACUCCGCAAAUCAACUUACUUGGAUCGCAAGGCGUCCAUCGGAAACCUGUAACUGCAAAAUCAACUUACUUGGAUAGAAAGGCAUCGAUAGGAAACCUAUAAAUAUACGAGUCCCGAAAAGGAUAGACGUAGAGAGAGAGAGAGAGAGAGAGAGCGAACGAACGAACGAACGAACGAACGACCGACCGACCAUACGUACAUACAUGGAAGGAGGAGGAACAGAAGCGUUUCCUGAGCUGGGGAAGCACUGCCAACAAUCUUCAUGCAAUCAGCUGGACUUUCUUCCCUUCAACUGCGACGCAUGUCUAAUGGUAUAUUGCGUGGAGCAUAGAUCCUACAAAUCCCACGACUGCCCAAAAGCUGAGCGCCAGAGCCGAACUGUGGUGGUGUGCAGCUCAUGUUCAAUGUCGAUAGAAAGAGACGGCAGCAAGGAUGACAAGAUCAUCUUGGAGCAACACCAACAGUCUGGGAACUGCAAUCCUUCUAAUAAGAAAAAGCCCACAUGCCCCGUCAAGCGAUGUAAACAAGUACUGACCUUUUCCAACACCGCCGCUUGCAAAAUUUGCCAUCAGAAGGUGUGCUUGAAGCACCGUUUCCCUUCCGACCAUGCCUGCAACAACCCCGACGCAUCCACAAGAUCUAAGUUACUGACUGCUUUGGCUGCUCGGAGCAACAAGACAUGUGGGCAGGAGAAGCAUAUGUCAUCUCCUCCCCCACCAUCUGUCAAAGCUUAUUGAUAUUGAAUGGCUGAUGUUUAUUUAUUUCAAUAACAUGUCUCCAAAAACCCCUGUAAUCUGCAUUCCACUUGCAAAAAUAACCAGCAAGCGUUCCCUGUGGACAUAAUAAGGAAAAAUAAAAUAAAAAAUAAAAAAUGCAAGACAUGCAUCAAAGAAUUGCCUGCAA
Messenger RNA from Magnolia sinica, 910 nucleotides. RefSeq names its product zinc finger AN1 domain-containing stress-associated protein 12. Bases 211 to 744 code for a protein of 177 amino acids. Gene Ontology annotation, cellular component: cytoplasm. NCBI's taxonomy places the organism in Eukaryota, Viridiplantae, Streptophyta, Magnoliopsida, Magnoliales, Magnoliaceae. The transcript is spliced from 2 exons. The record is from RefSeq and is a predicted model, not a curated record. Gene Ontology annotation, molecular function: zinc ion binding.